GGGCGCGGCCUCGUCCUCAAUGGAUUUCUCUCUUUUUUUUGCCCCCCAUGAGUGUGCAGACGGGCUGGGGGGACACAGGAUGGCAGAGCUAACAGGAGCGACAUAACGGGACAUGCGGACGGGCUGAUUCCUUCUUCACAUAUUUCUCGUGCUGUCUGUGUCUGGCGCGCGGCCUCGCCAUGCCGCUGGUUAAGAGGAACAUCGAGCCCCGUCACCUCUGCCGAGGGGAGCUCCCCGAGGGCAUCGGCAGCGAGCUGGAGUGUGUGAUGAACAACACACUCUCUGCCAUCAUCCGUCAGCUCAGCAGCCUGAGUAAACAUGCGGAGGACAUUUUUGGCGAGCUCUUCAAUGAGGCCAACACCUUCUACCUGCGUGCCAACUCUCUCCAGGACCGCAUUGACCGGCUGGCCGUCAAGGUCACACAGCUGGACUCCACCGUGGAGGAAGUUUCCCUGCAAGACAUCAACAUGAGAAAGGCCUUCAAGAGCUCCACCAUCCAGGACCAGCAGGUGGUAUCCAAGAGCAGCGUGCCCAUUCCUGUCAGGGAAAUGUACAACCUGAGCGACAAGCCUCCCCCGCUCAACAUCCUCUCAUCGUACAGGGAUGACCACAAGGAGGCGCUGAAGUUCUACACUGACCCCUCGUACUUCUUCGACCUGUGGAAGGAGAAGAUGCUGCAGGACACAGAGGACAAGAGGAAAGAGAAGAGGAAACAGAAGGAGCAGCGACGUUGCGUGGACGGGACAUUACAGAGAGAGGUGAAGAAGGUGCGCAAGGCGAGGAACCGUCGGCAGGAGUGGAACAUGAUGGCUCUAGAUAAGGAGCUGAGGCCAGACCAUCGACACACCAUCCACCGCGACAGAGGGGCUUCCUCUGAAGGCUCAAUGUCGCCAGAGAACAGGGGACUCGGCCCCGAGCAGCACCACUACCCCAGCGCCAUGAACCAUGCUGGCCACGCCCACACCUACUCUGGCCCCCCGCCCAGCGCCCUGGCCGCCCAGAUGGCCGCAGGACACGCCGCUCGCGGCAUGGGUGAUCAUGACAACAGGGGCAGGACCAUGAUGGCCUAUCAGGGCGGGACACUGGGCCGUUCCCACUACCACCACCAAGUCCCGCUGCCUCCUCCACCCACUGAGGCCAUGAACGGUGGCUCUAUGUCCCUCCCACCAAUGGACUACAGUAUGGAUGGCUAUGCCAACACCGGCCCCCCUCCCCCUCCCCCGGCGCCUCUCAUCCCUUCUGCGCUGACUGCCUUCGCAUCGCCUCCCGGGGGUCCGAUGCCUCCUGGAGCAAUCGCCGGUGCCGUCGGCUACACUCUGCCUCCGCCGCCUGUGUCUGGAGCGCAGGCAGCUCCGCCUCCUCCCGGUCCUCCACCCCCUCCGCUUCCGGCCGGUGCCUCCCACUUCGCAGCCCGCAAGAUAUCCUCCUCUGCGCCCGCUCAGACGGAAGUGGUCAACGACGCCCGCAGCGAUCUGCUGGCUGCUAUACGCAUGGGCAUCCAGCUGAAGAAGGUGCAGGAGCAGCAGGAGCAGCAGGCGAAGAGGGAGCCGGUCGGAAACGACGUGGCCACCAUCCUGUCGCGGCGCAUCGCCGUGGAAUACUCCGACUCCGAGGAUGACUCAGAGUUGGAGGAAAACGACUGGUCCGAUUAACACGCGCGCAGAGAGCGGGAUAACCACUGAAGAUACACACACACACACACACAAUCAGAAGAGCGUGCACUCACUUGAAGGAAUGCCCACCGUUACACACUCUUGGGUUGUCACACACUUUGUUGCUGGAAACACACACAAACACACACACACACACACACACACACACUACUACACCUACAAACAAUCACAUGCUGUAGGUUAAUAUAAGCUCAAUGGUCCAAAACUGGAAAUCUGGGGGUGUAUUCAAGAUGCAUAAACACUGUAUAAGGCCUAGUUAUAGUCUGUAAUGCUGACCACUGACCAUUAACAUUCAGUUUGCUGGUAAUAUUUCAAAAUAUCGUGAAUACACCCCAGUGGAUGUUUCUCUGCCUGUUAUAACACUUUAGACACCGUGUGAAGGUGCUAAUUCCAUGUAUAGCCCGAGCUUUGAGAGAGUUAUAGAAGAGUUAGAAACUUUCCUCUCUGGCUAACCAAUGUACUUGUCUUUUUUUAUCGUUUUUACUCAAAACACUUGCCAUAUGCCAUAUAGGACAUGAGGUUAAGUUUUUAACAUGUAGACGAAAAAUAACUGGAGGCGGAGGAGAGGCGGAUGAGCUCAGUGGCAGCUGCCGUCAACAGGAAGAGCGUCCGAACGCGGACGAGAGGGCGAUAUGUAAAAAAGUCUUAUUGAUCAUAAAUAUGAUAACCCCAUUGAGCCGUCUGCGUCUGCAAUCGCUCACUGCUGUAUGGGAGGGGACGGGCGAGGGGGAGGGUGGGGUGGGUGGGGGUGUCAUGUAUAUGCUAGUGUGAGCUGUGUUACCUUUGACCCAGAGAAAAAUAAAAUGUUGAAUGAA
Molecule: messenger RNA, 2488 nt
Organism: Scophthalmus maximus (turbot)
Lineage: Eukaryota; Metazoa; Chordata; Actinopteri; Pleuronectiformes; Scophthalmidae
Gene: wasf3b
Product: WASP family member 3b
Exons: 9
Coding region: 180-1652 (490 amino acids)
Biological process (GO): positive regulation of Arp2/3 complex-mediated actin nucleation; actin cytoskeleton organization
Cellular component (GO): cytoskeleton
Molecular function (GO): protein kinase A regulatory subunit binding; Arp2/3 complex binding; actin binding
Source: RefSeq, a predicted model, not a curated record